Molecule: messenger RNA, 684 nt
Organism: Clonostachys rhizophaga
Lineage: Eukaryota; Fungi; Ascomycota; Sordariomycetes; Hypocreales; Bionectriaceae
Source: the annotation of a GenBank genome assembly
AUGAUGAGCAAAUGGUCAGCGAGGCCGGCUGAUCACGAGGCGGUAAGGCUACGCAACAACCAGCGCCGGCACCGCAAGAAGGUCAAGGAUCGAAUUGCGGAGCUCGAGUUCCGCCUAGCAGAGACGCAGCUACAGCUCAAUGAGGCUCUAGCCCGGGUCGAGGGGCUUUCUCAAGAACUAGAGCAGGCGAAGGCAGAGAGAAAUAGAGCAGAGGAGCCAUUGACACGCGAUCAUACUCAAGUCCUGGAGUCAGGCAAGAUCUUAAGUAGCGAACCUGGUCGCCUUAUAGUCCAGCAAGGCAAAGACGCAACGAAUCAACAAACCUCCCUUGUCCAAAAUCAACCCAUCUCCACGGGGGUCUCCGCUGGGAAUCCGUCUCCCAUCUUAUCAGCUCCAUGGACGAGCGAUACCACCGUGCCAACACUUGCGCUCAGCUACGAGACAUUCAUAGACUCUGACGACCAGGACUGCUCCAACUUGCCGCUUCCGGAGCCGGGAAAGUCGACCACUCGCUGCCGGGAUGCCUAUUUAACCAUCACUCAACAAAACUACAAGGGCUUAGAUAGCUCUUUUAUUAUUGAAUGGCUAGAACCUGGGUUUCGGGGAGCAAUUUCUAAAGGCGAUGGGUGUCGUGUAGAUACAGACUUAUUAUUCACGUUGCUGGACUUUAUUAGCUCCUCAUAG